CAAUCACUCAUCUUUACACACACACCACUCUCUAAACCCAUACGCAAAUUCACAAACUAAAUAUAUAUUUUUUUUCAACAAAUACAAUCUACCGCCCGCUCGCUGCCCAACAUUGAAGGAAAGUGCAAGGAAGUUACUUAGAAAAAUUCCUGCUUGAUUUUAGUAUUAUACCCACGGAGCAAACUCCUACUCCUUUUAUCGCUAUCUUCAUUGCCAACCUCUUUCUCCUAUCGUAGAACUUCAAUUGAUACCAAAUUUCUGUAUUUCUAUAACCGUAGCAGACGCAAACUAUAGUUCCAUAUUCGGUGCUUCGUGUUUGUCUGUGAUUUCCUCAUUUGAUCUUUGCAAAACGCGAAACACUGAUGGUUUCAAAUCACCGUGAUCAAACAUGUGGGUUUGGGUCGUUUUAGGAUAAAUCGACGAAUCCCGUCAGUGGUUUAGUGGUCUAUUGUAUCCGAACUUCAAAGUGUUCUUAUCGGCGAGAACCCACUAGUCAUCAUGGUCUUCUACUAUUGUUCUGCACAGCUGGAAACCAACCUUUUCCCAACAACUGGAGGAAAACCAGAUGCACCUCCAUCUCCAACUCCUACAGGUGGUUAUGAUGUUAGCCCAGAACAACUUGCUUCAAUCACAAGAGAGCGUGACUUGAUUGCUUUCCAAAAAUCUGGAGGAGUUGAAAGCUUGGCAGAAAAGUUGAAGACGAACCCUGAUAAGGGAAUCCAUGAAGAUGAGUCAAACAUAUUAGAGAGAAAGAAUGUGUUUGGGUCAAACACAUACCCAAGAAGAAAGGGAAACAGCUUUUGGAGGUUUCUGUAUGAUGGUUGUGGAGACACCACAUUGAUCAUCUUGAUGGUAGCUGCUGCUGCUCUUUUGGCACUGGGUAUAAUAACAGAGGGGAUCAAAGGAUGGUAUGCUGGGGGAAGCAUAGCUUUGGGUGUUAUAUUUGUCAUGGUUUUUAAAGCCAUGCAUGAGUAUAAAAGUUCACUUAAAUUUCAAAACUUGAAUGAGGAGAAGCAGAAAAUUCAGUGUCAGGUUGUAAGAGGUGGAAGGAGGAUGAUCAUUUCAAUAUUUGAUAUUGUUGUGGGUGAUGUCAUAUCUCUUAUGAUAGGCGACCAGGUUCCAGCUGAUGGGGUUUUCAUUUCUGGUCACUCUCUUUCUAUUUAUGAAUCAAGUAUGACUGGCGAGAGUAAAAUUGUUAAUAAAGAUCAUGAAUCACCAUUUUUAAUGGCUGGGUGCAAGGUGGCUGAUGGAUGGGGUACUAUGAUGGUCACUAGUGUUGGAAUGAAUACAGAAUGGGGAUUGCUUAUGGCUAACAUCUCAAAUAAUGAUAAUGAUGAGGAAACACCAUUACAGGUGCGUUUGAGUGGAGUGGCAAUGUUUAUUGGUAAGAUUGGGCUUUUGGUAGCUGCAUCCGUUCUUGUCAUCCUUCUCAUCAGGUUUUUCACUGGAUACACGGAGGACGAUGAGGGAAAAGUAGAGUUUAUUGCUGGUAAAACUAGUGUCAAGGAUGCUAUGGAUGGAGUAAUUAAAAUUUUCACUGUUGCAGUAGCUAUUGUUUAUGUUGCAGUGCCAGAAGGGCUUCCAUUAGUUGUCACUUCAACGCUUGCAUACUCGAUGCGAAAAAUGAUGUCUGACAAAGCAUUGAUUAGGAGGCUAUCUGCCUGUGAAAUGAUGGGUUCAGCAACUACAAUUUGCAGUGACAAAACUGGAACCUUGACUUUGAAUUUGAUGACUGUGUUCGAGGCUCAUAUUUGUGGGAAGAAAAUCGAUCCACCAAAUGACACAUCAGCAUUACCUCCAAAGAUUGUAUCUCUUCUUGUUGAAAGUGUAGCUCACAAUACAACUGGCAGUGUAUUUUUACCUGAGGGAGGCCAAGAAGUUGAGGUUUCUGGAUCACCAACAGAGAAGGCCAUACUUGAAUGGGGGGUUAAGCUUGGAAUGAAUUUUGAUGUGGUGAGGUCAGAGUCUUCAGUUAUUCAUGCAUUCCCAUUCAACUCAGAGAAAAAACAAAGUGGUGUUGCAGUCAAUCGGCCUGAUUCUGAGGUUCAUGUUCACUGGAAAGGGGCUGCUGAAAUCGUCUUGGCUGCAUGCUCAAGAUACAUGGACAUUGAUGAACAUCUUGUUCCCAUGGAUUCUGGAAAGUUGGAAUAUUUUAAAAAGGCGAUUGAAGAUAUGGCUGCUGAAGGUUUGCGGUGUCUUGCUUUUGCCUACAAACCAUGCGCACAAGAAACCGUGCCAACAGAUGAGGAUGACCUGGCAACUUGGGCACUACCUGAUGAUGAUCUUGUUUUGCUAGCAAUAGUUGGUUUAAAGGAUCCAUGUCGGCCAGGUGUCAAAGAUGCUGUCCAACUGUGCAUACAGGCUGGCGUGAAGGUACGAAUGGUGACAGGGAAAUCUUUCCGUGCCAUGUCAGAAGACCGAAGACUAGAAGUUGCUGAGAAGAUUUCCGUGAUGGGGAGGUCUUCACCUAAUGAUAAACUGUUACUUGUUCAAGCGUUGAGGAAGAGAGGACAUGUUGUUGCUGUUACUGGAGAUGGAACAAACGAUGCCCCUGCUCUACAUGAGGCUGAUAUUGGUCUUGCUAUGGGCAUCCAAGGAACUGAAGUUGCUAAAGAAAGUAGUGACAUCAUUAUCUUGGAUGACAAUUUCGCUUCCAUUGUAAAGGUUGUUAGGUGGGGAAGAUCUGUUUAUGCAAACAUACAGAAAUUUAUUCAGUUCCAGCUCACUGUAAAUGUGGUUGCCCUUGUGAUUAAUGUUGUGGCAGCUGUUUCUUCAGGGGAUGUUCCACUUAAUGCAGUCCAGCUCCUUUGGGUGAAUCUUAUCAUGGACACUCUUGGUGCACUUGCCUUAGCCACCGAACCACCAACAGACCACCUCAUGAACCGAAUCCCCUUGGGCCGCAGGGAGCCUCUUAUAACAAAUAUCAUGUGGAGGAAUUUAUUUAUUCAGGCUGCUUAUCAAGUGUUGGUGCUACUUGUACUCAAUUUCCGUGGUAUACAAAUCCUACGUUUGCAUCACAAUUCUCAACAGCAUGCUAAGAAACUGAAAAACACUCUCGUUUUCAAUGCUUUCAUUUUUGCUCAGAUUUUUAAUGAAUUUAAUGCUCGGAAGCCUGAUGAAAUUAAUAUUUUCAAAGGCAUUACCAAAAACCGCUUGUUUAUGGGCAUUGUGAGCCUUACUAUUGCUCUUCAAGUCACUAUCAUCAUGUUCCUUGGGAAAUUUACCGCAACAGUAAGGCUGAGCUGGCAAUUGUGGUUGGUCUCAAUUGCAAUCGGCUUUAUCAGUUGGCCCAUUGCUGUUAUUGGGAAAUUCGUAACCCCUUCAGUGAAUAUUUUAUCGAUAUAUUCCCAUCAUGUAACCCCUUCAGUGAAUAUUUUAUCGAUAUAUUCCCAUCAUGUACAUCGCAACGUAGAAAAAAAGGUGGAAAUGAGGAUGAUGAGUGAAUGCUAGCGGCUCUUAGAAAAGGAUGCUAAUUUUUUUUUUAUACCGAGGGGGAGGCUACAACUGUAUUCAAUGACCUGUAGUCUGUAUUUAGAAUUUGAAGCUCUGUAGAGGUUAAUUUUCUUUUUCUUUUUCUUUUUUCCUUUUUUUUUCCCGGUUCAUGUUCGGUGUUUGAUGUUAUUGCCACUUUGUAAUUGGAUGCACUUUUGUACAUAUUGGGAUGAUGAUUCUUGUAUAUAUAAAAUUUUCCACUCGUUCAUUUA
This is a messenger RNA of Lactuca saligna, 3704 nucleotides long. The record is from the annotation of a GenBank genome assembly. NCBI's taxonomy places the organism in Eukaryota, Viridiplantae, Streptophyta, Magnoliopsida, Asterales, Asteraceae.